Messenger RNA from Vombatus ursinus (common wombat), 3062 nucleotides. RefSeq names its product transient receptor potential cation channel subfamily C member 4 (gene TRPC4). Gene Ontology annotation, cellular component: membrane; cation channel complex. Gene Ontology annotation, biological process: regulation of cytosolic calcium ion concentration; calcium ion transmembrane transport; manganese ion transport. The record is from RefSeq and is a predicted model, not a curated record. Lineage: Eukaryota; Metazoa; Chordata; Mammalia; Diprotodontia; Vombatidae. Gene Ontology annotation, molecular function: inositol 1,4,5 trisphosphate binding; store-operated calcium channel activity; protein binding.
UUCAAGAAAGUGAAGUCUCAACAGCAGUUCCAUUAUCCUGGAGCUAAGAAAUAGCUUCUUGGCAGCAAAAGUUGUGCAAAAGGAAGAUGAGUUGCCUGAAUAGUUGAUUCAGAGAAAUAACAUGGCAUAAAACAUGGCUCAGUUCUACUACAAAAGAAAUGUCAAUGCUCCCUACAGAGAUCGCAUCCCUCUUCGGAUUGUAAGAGCAGAAUCUGAACUCUCACCAUCGGAGAAAGCCUAUUUGAAUGCUGUGGAGAAGGGGGAUUAUGCCAGUGUCAAGAAAUCCCUGGAAGAGGCAGAAAUUUAUUUUAAAAUUAAUAUCAAUUGCAUUGAUCCCCUUGGAAGGACUGCUCUUCUCAUUGCAAUUGAAAAUGAGAACCUAGAGCUUAUUGAAUUGCUCUUAAGUUUUAAUGUGUAUGUUGGAGAUGCUCUAUUACAUGCCAUAAGAAAGGAAGUUGUGGGGGCUGUGGAGCUGCUAUUAAACCACAAGAAACCUAGUGGAGAGAAACAGGUGCCUCCAAUACUCCUGGAUAAGCAGUUCUCUGAAUUCACACCAGAUAUCACACCAAUCAUUUUGGCAGCCCACACAAAUAAUUAUGAGAUAAUAAAACUGUUAGUCCAGAAAGGCGUUUCUGUACCUAGGCCCCAUGAGGUUCGCUGUAACUGUGUUGAAUGUGUCUCCAGUUCAGAUGUAGACAGCCUGCGUCAUUCUCGUUCCAGACUUAAUAUCUACAAAGCCUUGGCAAGCCCAUCUCUGAUUGCAUUGUCAAGCGAGGAUCCAUUUCUCACAGCUUUUCAACUGAGUUGGGAGCUUCAAGAACUGAGCAAAGUAGAAAAUGAAUUUAAAUCUGAAUAUGAAGAACUAUCCCGGCAGUGCAAACAAUUUGCUAAGGACCUUUUGGAUCAGACGAGGAGUUCCAGAGAGUUGGAAAUCAUCCUAAAUUAUCGAGAUGAUAACAGCUUGAUAGAAGAACAAAGUGGCAAUGACCUUGCAAGACUCAAGUUGGCUAUUAAGUACCGACAAAAAGAGUUUGUUGCCCAACCGAACUGUCAGCAGCUCCUUGCAUCUCGCUGGUAUGAUGAGUUCCCAGGCUGGAGGAGAAGACACUGGGCAGUGAAGAUGUUGACAUGCGUCAUCAUAGGACUUCUUUUCCCUGUCUUCUCUGUAUGCUACCUGAUAGCCCCCAAAAGCCCCCUUGGACUCUUCAUCAGGAAACCAUUUAUCAAGUUUAUCUGCCACACUGCAUCCUAUUUGACAUUUUUGUUCCUGCUGCUACUUGCCUCUCAACAUAUUGACAGGUCAGACUUGAACAGGCAGGGGCCACCACCAACCAUCGUCGAGUGGAUGAUAUUACCGUGGGUCCUGGGUUUUAUAUGGGGUGAAAUUAAACAGAUGUGGGAUGGUGGACUUCAAGAUUACAUCCAUGACUGGUGGAAUCUAAUGGAUUUUGUAAUGAAUUCCUUAUACUUGGCAACAAUCUCUUUGAAAAUCGUUGCAUUUGUAAAGUAUAGUGCACUUAACCCCCGGGAAUCUUGGGAUAUGUGGCACCCCACUUUGGUGGCAGAGGCUUUAUUUGCUAUCGCAAACAUCUUCAGUUCUCUGCGUCUGAUCUCACUGUUUACUGCCAAUUCUCACUUGGGACCUCUGCAGAUCUCUCUCGGAAGAAUGCUGCUAGACAUUUUGAAGUUUCUGUUCAUUUACUGUCUUGUAUUGCUCGCUUUUGCAAAUGGUUUGAAUCAGCUGUACUUCUAUUACGAAGAAACAAAAGGAACAAAUUGCAAAGGAAUACGGUGCGAGAAACAGAACAAUGCCUUUUCCACCCUAUUUGAGACACUUCAGUCUCUAUUUUGGUCUAUAUUUGGGCUAAUUAAUCUAUAUGUGACCAAUGUCAAAGCACAGCAUGAGUUCACAGAAUUUGUUGGGGCCACAAUGUUUGGAACAUACAAUGUCAUCUCUCUAGUUGUUCUACUCAACAUGCUUAUUGCGAUGAUGAAUAAUUCUUACCAACUAAUUGCUGACCAUGCAGACAUUGAAUGGAAAUUCGCACGGACAAAGUUAUGGAUGAGUUAUUUUGAAGAAGGAGGUACUCUGCCCACUCCCUUCAAUGUCAUCCCAAGCCCCAAGUCUCUUUGGUAUCUUCUCAAGUGGAUUUGGACGCACCUGUGCAAGAAAAAAAUGAGGCGAAAACCAGAAAGUUUUGGAACAAUAGGGAGGCGAACAGCUGAUAAUUUAAGAAGACAUCAUCAGUACCAGGAAGUUAUGAGGAACUUGGUGAAGAGAUAUGUUGCAGCAAUGAUUAGAGAUGCUAAAACCGAAGAAGGCCUUACCGAGGAAAACUUUAAGGAGCUAAAACAAGACAUUUCCAGCUUCCGUUUUGAAGUGCUAGGAUUGCUAAAAGGAAGUAAGCUUGCUUCUUUACGAUCUUCAAAAAUUGUAAAGGAACCUCCACUGGAGACUGAAGAGAAGAGUGAGAGUGAAGGGAGUGACAAGACAAAGAAAAAGAAUUUCAGCCUCUUUGACAUAACCAGCAUGAUUCAUCCAAGGUCAGCAGCCAUAGCUUCAGAAAGACAUAACGUGAGCAAUGGUGCUGCCCUGAUGGUUCAUGAAACCCCCAGAGAGAAGCAGAAGAAAGUGAACUUCGUGACCGAUGUCAAACACUUUGGGCUGUUUCAUAAGCGCUCGAAACCACACUCUGCUGAAGCAAACACCGACCAGAUCUUCUCGGUUUCGGAGGAAGUUUCACGUCAACAGGCAGAUGAAGAACUUGGGAAACAUUUUCACCUGGAAGCAAGAGGACUACCCAGCAAAGGUGAACGGAGCAUCCCAGGCCUCAGUGAACACUGUGUAUUAGCAGACAUGAAAAGAAGGAGCAGAGAGACUUUGAAUUUACACUUCAGCGAGAGCCUUUGCACCUUGGAAUCAGAGAAGUUGGUGGUAGAGGACACUGUGCCCAUAUACCAAAGGACAUGCAUGCCAAGGAAGAGGCCAGUGCUAAAGACUAUGAGUUAAAAAUCACAGAGACAGUGAUACAUGAAGACUAUGUAACAACAAGAUUGUGAUA